AUGCAAGCGGCCAGACCUGCCAUGUUCUGGGAUGCAGCCCUUCUCUCAUCGAGAUCGCGGAAAGUCUUGGGUUGCCAUCGCUUCCGGACCCAGCUGCGAAGGUGCGCUGUCGGGUUGAUUCUUGCCAUAUCACUUCAACAUCUACAGGCCGAGACAUUUUCGGCGCCAGGACAAGGUGCUCCAGUCAAUGCCUUGUUGGACAGGAAACGGGACCUCAACCACGUUUUCAAGCCAAGGCAAAUCUACACCCGCACCUCAAGGGGUGCCAGUGAAAGCAUUGCUGAGGUACAGGAGGUCAAACUGAGCUCAGUUACGCAAUCAACAGUGAAUCUCGUGAAAAACAUUGUUGGAGCUGGAAUGCUCUCGCUGCCGCACGGUGUAGCAGCCUUCAGCGCAAGCUCAGAGGCUGUGGUGCCGUCGUUGAUUCUGACUUUCCUUGCAGCAGUGUUCAGUGCGUACGGUUUUGUUUUGAUUGCCCAAGCUUGCGAGGCAACAGGCGAAAGCACGUACACCAGGGUUUGGGCCCGCAGCGUAUCUGAGAGCACCAAGAUGCUACCUGCAGCUGCUUGCCUCGCAAAGGCAGCCAUUGGAUGCAUCUCCUUUUCCAUGAUUCUGGGCGACUGCAUAUCCUUGAUGCUAGCUCCAAUGAAUCUGCCUACAGUGGUAGCCAGCAGAGAUGCUGUGAUCUUCCUGAUUACAGCAACGGUGCUGUUUCCGCUUUGCAGCAUGAAGUCGCUGGCGCCGCUGGCAAAGUUUUCGCUGUUGGGUGUGUUGAGCAACUUCUACAUAUGCACUUUCGUGGUUUUACGUUGUGUGGAUGGCUCCUAUCGCAAGGGCAGUGCUCUGCUGGCUGCAGCUCCAGCUGCCCCAAAGUUCACAGCGGCAUCAGGUGCCUGGCAAACAAUGAUGAGCCCAGGUCUCAGCGUUUUGUUGAGUAUCUUGGCCACAGCGUUUCUGGCGCACUACAAUGCGCCCCUAUUCUUAGAGCAGCUGGCUCCCGAUCCUAAGACCGGCAAGAAGGACAAGCGCUUUGUCAUCAUGUCAGUCCUGGGUUUUUGCACGGCAGGCCUCAUCUUCAGCCUAGUCAUGGUUGGAGGUUUCCUGACCUUUGGUAGCUCCUGCAUGGGCCUCAUCCUCAACAACUAUGCUGCGACGGACAGUCUUGCACUCUUUGCUCGAGCAGCAAUCGUGUUGUCCCUGGUCACAGCCUACCCGCUGGUUUUCUUCAGCUUGCGCAAGCAGGUCUUGGAGAUUCUCGGAAGCCAAGGGGCCGAUAUGGCUGAGAAAAGGCCGAGGGCGAUGACUGUCGUCUUACUGGCAGGUGUUACGGCUGUGGCUUUGAAGCUGCGAAAUCUGGGAGUCGUUGCUGCGCUGGCCGGGGCCAGUCUGGGCACGUUUCUCGUGUACGUCGCCCCCGCGCUGAUGGUGAUGGGAGCCCAGCGUCGUGGGCUGGCCGCGCGCCCCGAGGCAAAGAGUGCCCAGCACGAGCAUGGCAACUGUGUGCGGAGCUUGGUUCAGCAAGAUAAGACUGCAGCUGCGCAGCAGGUUGAUGGCAUUCAGGAUCCCAUUGGGUACAAGCUGACGAUGGACGACAGCGGCAGUGCUGCCGGAAAGAACAAAUCGAAGACAGCAAAUCAGGAAUUGCUAGAGAAGAAGGCAUGGGAAGUUGCUGUUGCACCCAUCCAGUCUGUAGGCAUGAACCUGUUCAUGCUGUGGAUGAGCGGUUCAUCUCCGGGAAUCUUCACGGUAAUGAUCUUAGGGUAUUGCCUGACAUCGAUUGUCGGGCAGUUCACCAAAGCAAAUGCUGCCUUCCAGAACUUCAAGACGAUCGACACAACUUUGCAGUGGCUCGCCUACCUGGCACUCUGCUCUGUGUCGUUGGCCUACCUCUUGUACCACAUGGCCGGGAUGGGCCUGCUGCCAAACUCUUCGGGCGACUGGAUAGCUCUGAUCCCGAAUGUGGAGGUUGUCGAAACAGCAGGAGGGGUGUUGAAGUGA
This is a messenger RNA of Symbiodinium pilosum, 1998 nucleotides long. Lineage: Eukaryota; Dinophyceae; Suessiales; Symbiodiniaceae. The record is from the annotation of a GenBank genome assembly.